AUGGAUGAAAAGGAUGCCUGUCAUUCUUGUUUGACAGCAAUCAGGGUGCUGAGAGUUUCCCUCGUGGAUGAACUCGAAGGGCGGAUCACAUCUGUGCUGGAAAUCUUAGUAAGUCGGGAGGUGUUCACUCGUGAUGACCGUGAGGAGGUGCUGUGUCAGCCGGGGCCCCGGGCAAGAGUAAGAAAGGUGCUGGAUAUCCUGGAGUGUAAAGGCGAGGAGGCAGCUAAGACUUUUCUCUCAGUUAUUCAUCAACGUCAUCAACAAGCGCAGAGGCACUCCAAGGAAGGCGACGCAGAUCAGCCUGAGUCCACAGAGUACGUCAAAGUCAGGCAAAAACACAAGGAUGUCCUCAGGCGCCGGAGUGAGAGCAUGCUCUUCUACAACACUCGACAUGGGGAGAAAAUCCUUUUUUCUGAACAUUACGUCAAUCUCUUGCUGGUCGACGGACACCAGGGGCUGGAGCUGAAAAGACACGAGGUUCUGGCGUUCGGACAAAACCGACUAUCUUUGCAGCAGAAGUCAGGGGAGCACAGGAAAAUUGCACCAUCCAAACUCUUUGCAAGCAUAAAUGAAAACCGUCCAGUCAAGAAAGUUCUGGUGACGGGGGUGGCUGGUAUCGGAAAAACCAUCCUGGUGCAGAAGAUGCUGUUCGACUUUGGGGGAAACAGGGCCAAUCUUGCAUUUGACUUCAUCAUCCACAUGACAUUUAGAGACCUGAAUCUGAUCGACAAACCUACAAACCUCCGGGAGAUGGUGCUGCGUAAAAACAGGCACCUGGCUAAGGAACUGGACAACAUUUUAGCCAAUGACAACAAACUGCUGAUCAUCUUGGAUGGCUUUGAUGAGUUCAGACACUACAGGAGCUGUGAUGUAGACAUAUUUGUGACUGAGCCAGAUGAAGAUGCAGAGGUGGUGGAGGUCUUUGGGAGUCUGAUGCAAGGUGAACUGCUGCCCAACGCUUCUGUCAUGCUCACAAGUCGACCCGUGGCUAUCAACCACAUCCCUGUGGGUUGCAUCGACCGCUUUGUGCUCAUUGCUGGCUUCUCCUUGGCUGAAGUUCAAGACUUCUUCUCGCGUUACUUCCAAGACUGUGCCCUUGCUGACCGAAUGUUCGCCGUGGUAUCAGAGAACGAACUAAUGCUGACGCUCUGCUACAUACCUGCUUUUUGCCACAUUGUGUGCUGCAUCCUCAAAGACAGCAAGGACCUCUGUGGGGAGAGCCCCAAGACCAUGACAGACAUUUAUGUGCAGUAUCUGGUGGCCUUGCUUCGUUCUCACACUCAAGCAAGAGCAGAAACAUUUGUUCGAGAGCAAAGAGCAGGGCCCGUCCAGCAGCUGUCCGACAUUGUGCUCAAGCUGGGUCGACUUGCCUUCCAAAAGCUGAUGGAGCAUCAAACACUUUUCUACAGCAGCGACCCCGAUGUCGCCGCGUUAGAGGGAUGCAGCCUUGUCAGCACCUUUCUAGACAAGACAGUGGCACAAGAGCCCGGGUGCAUAGAGGAGGUUUACUCCUUUGCGCACCUGACUGUUCAGGAGUUCUUUGCAGCAGUUUAUUGUGCGGUGACAGAUCACCCCUUAUCUGAUGCACUUCAACACACCACAAAUCCUGCAGAGGGGUCCAACUAUGGACAUUUGGACCUUUUCAACCGUUUUCUGUCUGGAAUCCUUUCUGAACGUAAUGCUAAUCUUCUGUCGAGGCAGGUGGGGCUGUGUUGCCAUAAAGAAAAAGUGGAAACCUUUCGUCAGAGGAUCAUCAGUGAACUUACAAUGCUCUGUGAAAAUGGGGCCCAUAUCCUUAACCAUUUACACUGCCUGUUUGAGCAACAGGACUCCUCUUUGGCCCUUGCUGUACAACCAAGGACACUACGAGUUAACGUUAGUGAUGAAACACUCUCCCAAAUGGAUUACCAUACCAUCAAGUACUUCCUAAACCUUACAAAGGGCAAAAUAUCAGAGCUGGAUCUGACAGGGACGGGAGUAAACUACGAGGCACUUCGAGAUAUUCAGCCCCUGCUGCUCAGAUGUGAGAGUCUUUGGCUUGGGGAAAACAGUCUCAGUAUGGACAAAGUUCAGGUCAUUGCUGAUGUACUGCAAGUGUCAGAAUGUAUAGUCCAUCUAGGACUUGGAUGGUCAAACAUUGGUGAUAAUGAGCUAAAGGCUCUUUCUAGUGCCAUACGGAUGAAAAGAAAGCUUCAAGAAUUGUGGUUGGAGGGAAACCAUGUUACCGACAGAGGUCUGCUGUCACUCAGCGAUUUGACCCCAGAUCCUCUGAAAAAAGUUGUAGCCAUAUGGAAUGACCUGACCGACACAGAGUCCUUGUGUGCUAAAGAAAGUGUAACUGUGAACUUCACAGAUGACGAUUCAUGGGAUGCAUGGGGGGCAUGGGUCUUCACAAGGUGUGAGGUCAGCAGCAAUGAGAAGUUAGUGACUGUACUCCACAAAGUGUGCAACAUAUCUGUCCACUGCUUCGAAGUCCAGUGGGCGAAGACCUUCUACAAAAAACUAUCACAGCUCAUCAAGCGCAGGAUUGAGAGCUGCACCGAGGACGAUACGUGCAAGAAGCUCAAAAAGUUUGAGAGCAUUUUGAACCUCUGACAAACGGAUAUCUACACCAUCUUCAAGUUAUACGCUUCAUGUGAAACAAAUUGAUUGUGGAGGACGAAAGGGAAAAAACACUGUAUUGUUAGAGCCUGGUUAAUGCAGAAGUAGUCUUCCUCAUGCUUAAUGCACAAAAACAAUUACUUCCUCAAAAACAAACAGAACAUGUUUUACUGUCAAGUUAAUCUUAAUUAAAGCCACCCUACAGUUUACUGAGCGAUUACUAAAAUGUCCACAACCAGUAUCAUGAUCAUUCAGUAUUUUAAAAAAGGAACUCAUGGCCCGUACGGGGAUCGAACCCGCGACCUUGGCGUUAUUAGCACCACGCUCUAACCAACUGAGCUAACCGGCCACGUGACAUCACGAUAAUACAAUAUCUACUGAUAUCAAGGUUACGCGUCACAAUAUUUUCUUUGCGUACUGUUAAGAGACGUCUUUUAUGAUAACCUACAAUUAGGUUCCUCUCUUCCACCCCAACACAUAUCAUGAAAAAUAAUAAGAGAAAGGAUUAGGUUGAAAAAAGAAAACACACCUCAGAAUAUGUUGGCUAACCUGAACGUUACUGGAAAGGGCUAAUUAAACAAGAGGGUGGUUGCCUUACACUCGGAUGUUGUGUUUUUCCUCUUCCAAAUAAUAGCACGAUAUAUGUCAAACACAAGUGAAACUAUUUAAUUACGCAAAAUGAAAAAUGUAUUUACAUUUUACACAAUUUCCAAUUACCUAUUUGGAAUGUUUUAAAAUAAAAAUUGAGGUUCCUUUUUGAUAUUUAUGAUAUUGAACUGUUUUAUUAUUAUUUUAAUUUUGAAUGUCAAUGCAUCGACUCUUCGCAUUCAUCUACUCUGAAGAGCAUUGAAUGCUGUUGUU
Chelmon rostratus (copperband butterflyfish) is the source of this 3462-nucleotide messenger RNA. RefSeq names its product NLR family CARD domain-containing protein 3-like. Gene Ontology annotation, biological process: regulation of apoptotic process. The record is from RefSeq and is a predicted model, not a curated record. The transcript is spliced from 6 exons. The coding region runs from base 1 to 2595 and encodes 864 amino acids. Lineage: Eukaryota; Metazoa; Chordata; Actinopteri; Chaetodontiformes; Chaetodontidae.